Messenger RNA from Rotaria socialis, 1134 nucleotides. The record is from the annotation of a GenBank genome assembly. Lineage: Eukaryota; Metazoa; Rotifera; Eurotatoria; Philodinida; Philodinidae.
AUGUCUAAUAAAUUAUUUGUUGAUGGUAUCUGUGAAAUAGAUGAUGAAACAAUUAAAUCUUAUUUUUUACGAUUUGGUUCUCGUAUAACAAACUAUGAAUCACAUCGGCAUCGUCCAACAAAUGCAUGUUGUUUCGCUAUAAUAUCAUUCGUAUCACAUCAUACAAUCGAUGCUAUUCUGAAUGAACGACCACAUUCAAUUAAUCUAUAUCCAUUAUUUGUUAAACGCUUACUUCCACCUGAAGUAUGCUCAUUUAUUGAACGUCUUCUACCUGUAUCAAGUAUACUGGUCUAUGAUAAAAUAAAUAAAGAAUUCGAUGAAGAAUAUUUAAGAGCCUAUUUUGAAGAGUUCGGUAAUAUUUUAAAAUUUGAACGUGAUUUUAUUCGUAAUCGUUUACUUAUUGAAUAUGAUGAUUAUGAUUCUGUUGAUAGAAUAUUUUUAAACAAAGAUUAUUUACCAUAUACUAUUGAUAUACAUAAGAAUAUUUUACCACAAGCACAAAAUACAAUUGAAUAUCAUGGUGUGUGCCGUCGUAAACAACAACAAAAUGUUAUUAAGCAUGAAAAACAGAAAAAAAUAUAUAAUAAGAAACAACACCGUGUUGAUGAUGAAUAUCAAGAUUUAUUACAAAAGACUAUUGAAGAUUUAAUAAAUUGUAAAGCUCAAUUAAAAAGUAAAGAAAAUGAUUAUAUAAUUCUAGAAAUGGAAUAUGCUACAAUAAAAGAAAAAGUUGAUAAAUUAAAUCAAUUUCUUCUUCUCAAUGAUCAAAAUAAAACCAUACAUUCAUGUCUAUCAUGUAAAGAACAUAAAGUGACUAUAGACCGAUUACAACACAGAUUUAUAAAACUUAAUGAACAAUAUGAUAAAAUUAACUCACAAUAUCAACAAUUACUAGAAAUACAAUAUACACCUAUAGCAUUUUCAAAAUCUAAACAUGAUAUUUCAAUAUUACCUCGUCGACAUGUAUUAUCAACUAGACUAAAUAAUAAUAGAAAUUUAAAAACUGAAGCAUCAGAAAAUUGUUUGUCUCAAUCUAAUCUAUCAACAUUUGACUUAAACGAUAUUGCAAUGAAACAAGCAAAUUCUCGAUUACCAACGAUUCGAUCACAUGUUCAACAACAUCAAACAACAUAA